AUCCGAUACAGACAGUCCUGAAAGCAGCAGAACGAUGUUGGUAGCGCUAGCUGCUCAGAGCCAUGAUAAACAAACUUAAUCUUGAACGAAGCACAACAUCUUGUGCGAUUUUAUAGAGGAAUCAUUUUUGUGUUAAGUAAUUGACGUGUGUGUUAAGACAUACGGUGUCGAUAAGUGCCAUAUACGAGGAGAAGAAGUUUUGAUAAAGUAAUCGAGAUGGGUAGCACGGACAAAGCUGUGAUCACGGGAUUUAUAUGCAGACUUUGCAGUAAGAUGAACCGUUUUGUGAUCCACAUAUACGGCGAGGAGGGUGAAAGAAUGAAGCUUGCUGAAAAAAUAAAUGCUUACCUACCUAUCACGGUAAACAUGAAUGAUCCAUUACCUAAAACGGCAUGUCUACAUUGUAUCGAACGGCUAGAAGCUCAUCACGAAUUAAUGGAACAAUUUUUGGUAGCUAAGCGAAGAUUAACCACUCAGAAUAAAUCGUCAACAGUUGCAUCGACAUCAACGCAGACCGUUGAUACAGCACCUGCAUCUAGCCCACCUCCAUGUUGACACAUAGAAUUAAAAGCAGAUUACCUUGCUCAAUA
Messenger RNA from Ceratina calcarata, 590 nucleotides. RefSeq lists its product as uncharacterized. Gene Ontology annotation, molecular function: zinc ion binding. Gene Ontology annotation, cellular component: nucleus. NCBI's taxonomy places the organism in Eukaryota, Metazoa, Arthropoda, Insecta, Hymenoptera, Apidae. The record is from RefSeq and is a predicted model, not a curated record. The transcript has 2 exons. The coding region runs from base 217 to 555 and encodes 112 amino acids.